AGUAAUGGUUGUGUCUUUCACCUAUGUGGAAAAUUGUGUCGUUCGCGUGAUAAUAUACCGAACGUUUUGAUUAAACUUAAUAAUAACAAAUAAUAUAACAUGUCCGCAAGUCAACGAUAAUUCUUUUAUCUUAUGUAUACAUUUAAAUUAACUUGACGUUUUCCUAAAUGUUAGGAAACUUUUACCUUGGACCACAAUGUCACAUUUACCUUCUACAUUCAGUAGGAAUUCUGAAAAUAUACAAAGAUCUCGUGAGGAACCGUAUGCUACUCAUAUAAGACAAGUGAAUAUCAUACAACCUAAUCUGUCAAGUAAUGAAAACACAACUCAUCUCUAUCAGAACAUUCAAGACAAUGGCAAUUUGUAUUCAAGAAGUGAUCAACUUCCAAAAUUAGUUAAUCCAGAUAAUUAUUUUUCUAAUAAUUACAACACUGGAGGUCAUCAGACUAAGAAUUCUGACUAUUUGUAUCCUUAUGUAUCCGUGAGUUAUUUGUUGAAUAACUGUGAUGAUGCAUCCAUUUCACACUUGAGCAAUCAGCACAGUUUGUUCGCUGGAGGUCAACAUUCUAAUUCCAAUUCAUUGCCAUUUUCAAAUUUACCUGAGAAACCAGUGCAGAGUGAAUCAGACAUGUUUAUUAAUUCUUUUGCCGAUAAUUUAACCCCAAACAGUCAUGGAGUGUAUACUCAAUUUGGUAAUGCUCCUAAUGAGGAUAGAAAUUUCACACCUUCUUCAUUAGUGAAUAAUAUUGAGCCAGCCAAACCUCACAUAAGUCCAAUUAAAAAGCUUGAAAAGAAGCAGUCAAAGUUGCUAUAUUCUGAUGUUCUUAAUCGUGCUGUCACUAGUGAAAAGACAAAUACUGUUCCUGUUAAAGAUAACACUGCCAUUAAGGAAUACAAAGAUAAAAGUAAAACUAAAAAAAUUGAACGACGCAAAAGUUGUCCUUGUGUAAACAAUACUCCAGAACAUCAUAAAUAUCCUACAAACCCUGUGUGUGCUGCAGAGCAGAGCAAAGAAACAUUAAAUAAAACGGCACCAAAAGUUACAUUGAAAAGUGAUAGUUCCAGCAGUGAACAAGAUGAUUUGAAUUCUAAUGUUCAAAACACACCCAAGCAUAAUCAAAAGGCAACGAAAACACCAACAAUUCAUACCACUCAAAAAAAUACUAAGCGAGAAUAUGCUAAUAAGGAAAACCAAUCGAAUCAAUCGAGUUGUGAUGUUGAAGAUUCUCCUCAAAGACAACGUGAUACUUCACUUGGUAAUGAAAAAUCAAAAUCUUCUAGCAAAAAAGUCUAUAAACAAUCUCGAUCAGUAAAAUCAGAAAAAGUCACUACUCAUACUUACAAAAAAAAUAAAAUUCGGAAGAAGAAAAAAUGUUUUGAUUUUGAAGUAUAUUUGAAGAAUUGGCAUGAAAUUGUAAAGAAAAUUUUGUUAUGGUUCUGGACAUUAAUUUGGGACAUCGCUGUAAUGAGUACAAAUGUAGCAACUGAUUUCGUGUCGAAUGCAUAUACAGCAUCAGUUAUAAAAUUUCAUGACAUUAGUUCUGAAAUAGAAUAUAAAAAAAUACUUAAUAAUUAUUAUAGUUCUUUUGAUAACUUAUGGAGUGAAAAUUCAAAAUUUGCAUUUUGGAGAAAGAUUCCUUUUCUAAAACGUGCCCAAGAAGCAAAUAAUCUGGAAUAUGAAAUAUUAAAUUUAGCGAAAACAAGAGAAGAAGCUAUCGAUCACUUAUUGUUGCAUAAGGAUAAAGAUCCAUAUAGUUGUUUGUAUUUAGAUGCCUCUUGCACAGGUGAUCAGAUUAGAAAACAUUACAAACGUUUAGCUAUGUUUGUUCAUCCGGACAAAAAUGAUAUGCCUCAAGCAGAAGAAGCUUUUAAAGUCUUACAAAGAGCAUUCGACGCUAUUGGAGAACCUGAACAACGAUCUAAAUAUGACAUUGAAGUGGCUAGGCAACAGGAUGCACAAACAGCUUUAAAUCAAUUCAGUGUGUUGUUAACAGAAUUACAAGAAAAAAUAGUUCGAGCAUCAAAUACUAUUAGGUGUACAAAUUGCAAUGGACGUCAUCUGAGAGUACCUGUUAAAAGGCCGGCUUAUGCUGCUAGAGAAUGUGCGCAGUGCAAAAUCAAACACUCAGCUAAAGAGGGUGAUAUUUGGGCAGAGACAAGAAUGAUGGGUUUGCGAUGGGUGUAUCUAGCUUGCAUGGAAGGCAGUAUAUAUGAUAUAUCUGAAUGGGCAGCUUGUCAAAAAACUGCUCUAGCGCAUCUUACGGCAAACUCUCAUAAUGUUCAGUAUCGGAUAGUUCUCGGUGACAAGCCAGCCAAGUCCAGAACCACACCUGCCAGCAAUAGUACUAAUUUUCAAGAAUUUAUCCACAAUUUAUGCACAAACUCAAUGAACCAACAAGCAGGCCAGGAAUCUGGAAGCAGUUGGCGUCGUAGAUCUCCCAAGCAAAAUUGAGACGAAUAUUUAUAAAUAUCUUUAUAAAACUUCACGAGCUUAUAUGUUUUUAUCUAUGUUAAAGUUUAUAUGUUGACUGUAAAAUAGGUGUAUUUUCAACAACUGUAAUUGUCCAAUUAAUAGUUUAUUUUUUGUAUAAUUAGUAAAAUUAUGAUAACUCUCAUAUUGUGAAAAUAUGAAUAUUUUUAUUUGAUAAUGGUAUUCUAUAUUUGUACUACGAUUUUGAAGAUUGU
Ctenocephalides felis (cat flea) is the source of this 2685-nucleotide messenger RNA. RefSeq lists its product as uncharacterized. The transcript has 8 exons. Bases 197 to 2452 code for a protein of 751 amino acids. NCBI's taxonomy places the organism in Eukaryota, Metazoa, Arthropoda, Insecta, Siphonaptera, Pulicidae. Gene Ontology annotation, molecular function: dopamine receptor binding. The record is from RefSeq and is a predicted model, not a curated record.